AUGGAUCAGAAAGUGACAGCUGUUAUCCCGGUGGACAGCCACCAUCGAUUCCUGCUUGAUCAUAUCCCCAAGCAGUACGUCUGGGUCGUCCGCGGUGACAGUGAACGCAAGCCAGUCGACUCAAUGGAACCAGAGCUCUUCGUCUCCAACCACUAUGAAAUCCUGAAACUCCUCCGCAUCCAUGAUCUCCACAAGUCGUCUCCCGCGCAAGGACUUUAUCUGGAGUGGUCCUUCGAUGGCGAGAAGCAUGCCUGGGACUUCUUCUUGAAGCUUCGGGCUGACAAAGACCUCUUGAAGUUUUGGGACGUCAACAAGAUGGCUCUUCUCAAAGACCUCGGCCCCGUCUUCACUGAGGCUUGGAAUGGCGGUCCUCUUGGCAAGUACUUGUCACUCAUGGUAUCUCGUCCUCUUCGCCUGCCCAACACGAAUCCCUGUGAGGGCUGUGUCGGCAAAUACCAGCGAUCCAGCGUGAUGCUUGAGGGAGGUGACGAUCGAAUCCACCUCAUGUGGCCUUUCUUUGGCUGCAAGUCCAUCCCUGGCUACAAGGGAGGAUCUUGUGGCAAUUGUCUCUGGCAGCAAGACAAGCCGUGUUGCUAUGCCACAAUCAACAAGGGUGAUUAUGGAUUUGACUGGAAGGCUUCGUAUGACCCUGAUCAGCAGGUCAAGAUUCCCGACCAGAAGAUUGGUCCAGGAGAGCGUCGUGGCUCCCAGUCCCUGACGAAGGGUCUGGAAGGUAGUCUGCGUAGCGCCUUGAAAGCUCAGCAGAAGCGAUAUGCCGAUGGUCGAAGAUUCGGCGACAAUAGAUGUGGAGAGUGA
Molecule: messenger RNA, 816 nt
Organism: Pseudomassariella vexata
Lineage: Eukaryota; Fungi; Ascomycota; Sordariomycetes; Amphisphaeriales; Pseudomassariaceae
Exons: 2
Coding region: 1-816 (271 amino acids)
Source: RefSeq, a predicted model, not a curated record